GUCUCACACUGAAGUUGGACAAGCUGAAGCAGCUCGGCGCCACUCCAGAUUUCCUCAACAAGUGGCUCCACGGUCAGCCACUGGGCGCCGCGGCAGCAGCGCCCACAAAGACGCCAAAUCAUCCAUCCCUCACAGAGCACGAUACCUGGGCCAUAGUUGAGUGGAGCCGUCUGGAACGUCUUGGUAAGGUCCUCAUGUUCCCGCCAGGGACGAGGAUACCCGCACGCUUGAAUGUGAAUCCGUGCGCUCUACUGCUUAAGCCGCGGGAAGGCGUCGACGACGCAGCGCCAGAGGUUGACCGUUGGAAAGCACGCUUGAUUCUUGACUUGCGGCGAGGCCGCGUGAACGAGCGGCUUCCCCAGGUUGGGGUCGCUUACGGCACGCUGGACAUGGCUGUGUCGCGUCUUCGCCGAGGCAGCUACAUGUUCGUCAUUGACCUUCAAGAUUGUUUUUUCAACUGGCGUGUCCACCCAGACGAUGCAGAUUUGCUGGGUUUUUACUGUCCAGCCCGGCAGCAAUAUGGGCGUUACGAGUUUCUCCCGUUUGGUCUUGCACCAGCGCCUGGGUUUAACGAUUCAAACAUGAAGGAACUUCUUCGUCUUCUCCGGCUUUCGCGGGGGGUUGACUUGCUCGAUUUCGUCGACGAUCUGUUCGGCGUGGGCGAGUCAGAAGAAUUGGCGUGGUCACGUUUGGAAUCAGCUGUUGCUUUCUUUGCCGAGGUCGGGAUUCCAGUGAGCGGCAAGCCGACUGGCAUUCGGCAGCCCAGCACGCGUCAAUGUUGGAUCGGCUGGAUUUUCGAUUCCAUCGACCAAGUGGUCACCGUGUCGCAGGAAAAGUGCGACAAAACAUGUCGUGCCAUUGUUGAUAUCCUCGCGCUUGACAAUGAACGCAACCUUCGGGCCAAAGACGUCACUUCUGCCGCCGGCUUGAUAUCCCACCUCGGGGAGUUAUAUCCACAGGCGCGGCGUCGCUUGCACCCCAUCUGGUCGGAUCUGAAUGCGGCGGGGGUAUAUUCUCUUUGGAGUAAGUGCCCCCAGGCAAACCCUACAGUGCAUCUGACGGAACUCAGCCGCAAGAACCUUACUUGGGGAUUGAACGCUUUGGCCAUUCCGCCAAGGCGCGCCCUGCACAACUUCGCUGAUCAACUCAGCAACUGGGGACACAAGUCGCCGGAGUACGAGCGAUGGAGCGACUUGGCAAAAGAAGGUUCCAUUCGCAUCGUGGAAACGGACGCUUCUGGUCAGACAGGUUGGUCUUACCAUCUUUGCCAUUCUGGCAGAUCUGUUUCUGGUGUGUGGCCGCCCGACCUGGCUGAAAAAGAAGGCGUGCCGCGCGACAAACUUGACAUCAACUUUAAGGAGUUGUGGGUUAUCGUCAAGUGCGUGGAAGACAACGAGGUGGACCUUAGCGGCUGGCGCGUGCUGUUUCGGACCGACAACGCGUGCGCGGUGCACUACACCAAUGUGCGUUAUGGCGCUAUUCCAACUCUUGAAAGGCUUGCCGUGAAGCUGGAAGCGGCAGAGCGCCGCGCCUCUUGCUGGGCCCUUGCUGCGCACAUCUCUGGCGUGGCGAACAGGGCGGCCGACCUCGGCUCUCGCGAUGUACAGUUUUCCGCCCGGUGGAAUUCUGACGUUUUCCGCGCAGCUUGUGUGAAGGAUUCGGUUUUCCACGACAUCCUCUCUCGCACGGGCGUGUCUUUCACCUUGGAUUUGUUUGCUGACAGGGCGGGUCUUACAGCCAAGGCCGCCAUCGCCGCCGCGCUGGAGCCCGCCGGUGCGAUCCACUCAGCCAUCUUGGCUGAGAUCGGGAAGGCGUUUGAGCAGGGCCAGCCAGGCGAGCUGGCCAUCGCCGCCGGUGCUGCCGCCGCUGUCAACACGCACGCCUGCGCCUGCGUGGCCGCUGCUCUGAAGGACAAGGAUUCCGAGGUUUACCAGCUGAUCCAGUCCGAGUACGACCGGCGCGCUGACGAAACCUUCCCCUACAGGGCCAAACUGCGCCUGCUUACAGUCGCAGAGUGGGCUGCCGCCUGGCGCGAUCUGGUUGUCGACUCGGACCAGGUUUCGUGGACCAUGCAGGCGGUGGAGCACAACCCGGUCUCUUGGAAGAAGCUGUGCCUGAGCACCCACGGCGGCUCCUGGGACAAGCUCAAGAAUUUCCUCCUGGAGAAAUCCGAUUCGCCUCUCGAGAACGUGAAGGCGCUAGCCCGUUCGUUGCUCGUGCUGAUCAACCUGAUCGAACGCCGCUGCACUGUCGUGCAGUCGGCCAAGAAGAAUGGCCCUGAGAAAGCUGCCGCCCAGAGGGCAGCGCUGAUGGACACGAUCUACCAGACGAUCAAGCAAUACAAGCGGCGCACGACCAAGACCAGUGCUUCGUCCACCCUUGAGCACGAGGUGCUGCUCCGGGAUUUUGCGCAGGACAUCAUCCUGGGCGAGGCGGCGGCGGCAUUCGGGGGGCCAGUGUCACGUUCGCGUGAGGCGCCGGCUUCUUCGGGCACUCAGGCAGCUACGUGUGACACUCCACCGCCGGCAAAGGUUCCCAGGCUCUCCGUCGCCUCCGAUGGGCCGGCAGCCUCGGCCUCGCCAAACCCAAGUGGCGACAGGAAGCAGCUGGUGAACCGCCUGCUCCAGGAACUCGUUGGUCUCGUGCAGAAAAAGACGCCCCCCGGCAAACUCCAGUCGUGGAUUGACAAGCAGUACCAGGCGGACGACAGCCGCAGCGCCAUGACUGUGGUUCUGAGGGAUCACGCUUGCAAGAACUGUCUGAUGUCCGGAAAAGGCGUGGUCAAGCACACCCUGAAGCAGUGCCGAGAGAUGAAGAAUCUGUGCGUCUUGCCGUGCACCAAGUGCACGGCCUCCGGCAGGACCACCAACCUGCAGCACUGGGUGGCGGAGUGCAAGCACU
Messenger RNA from Prorocentrum cordatum, 2901 nucleotides. NCBI's taxonomy places the organism in Eukaryota, Dinophyceae, Prorocentrales, Prorocentraceae. The record is from the annotation of a GenBank genome assembly.